UUUAGAAUCUUCACCAAAAUAAAAUAUCUGAUCAUCACCAUACAUCUUCUGAGUUCAUGGGCGGGACAAAUACCACGUGACUAGAGUUACUAGGGAAAUGAUGGAAUAGAGUUGCCAUUAAUAAUGACGUCAGGUAGAGACAGGUCUAAUAGUGCACACUGAGUUAAUGUGGUCAAUUACGCAGAUCAUUAAAGUGAGCUCUGGAACUCAAAAUGACAUUUUGGAAAGACUGUGUCCAUUGGAAUUUAUUUUUAAAAGAAAUGAAAAACCUAUUAAUGAAAAAUGCACAUGGUAUUUAAAGUGAUAUCCGUACUUUGAAAGUCAGCAUUUCUAUCCACGAAAUACGUAACAAUCGUGCACUAAAAUGGAAUAGAUGUUGCUUUUGUGUGACUAAUCUUAGGUGAAUUUUCAUUUACAUCUGCUGAAAUGCUGUUUAAAAUGAUGAGCGUGCUUUAUCUAAAGAGAUGACGUAUUCGCCUCGUCAUGAGUUGUAUGUCUAUAUUUAGAGCCAUCACUGCGCGCCUUCUGUUUUCCAUCCAUGGGAUUAUUACAAUAUGGCGGCUGUACUUGGUAACCAAGGAUACACGGUACUGGUACCUCGCCUGUGUGUUAGGGUUUCUUCUCAUAGAGAUGACCGUUACUCUGGGAAAGAAAGGAGGAAAAGAAUGGAAAUGGUUCUGCCCUAGCUUGAUGAUCUACCUGAUGUGUGUCGUCCCCGCCAUCUGGUUCCUUGAGCUACACGAGAUGGAUCGCCGGAUCAGAGAGAAGGAAAAAACCACCACCAACAACACGGAAGUGACGUACAACGACUCCAUAGAACAGCUUAGUGCCAAUCUUGGAAGCGUCCUCGGUGUUCGUUUUGAGAUCCGGAUCCCGCUGUCCCUGACCUCGGACGAGUGGAUCCGGACUCUGGAGCAGAUCCUCCUGCUGGUGUUGAUCCUGGGUCGCUGGUUUCUCCCCAAGGGCAAACUGACGCACGACCAGCUCUCCCAGCUCCUGCUCGUCUACAUCGGAACCGCCGCCGACAUCAUCGAGUUCUUCGAGGCCUUCAAGGAGGAUCAGGUGAAAUAUAACCGGAUCCUUUGUAUCACCAUCCUGGGAAUCUGGUCUCUGAGCCUCAUCCAGUUCUCUCUGGUCCUCACCGCCUCCAGGGCACGCAGAGAUCAGUCCGGCCUCGUUAUGAAGCGCGAGUCGCCGGACUCGGAGACGAUUGGCUGCUGCUCUCCUGACGUGUACGGAAUAAUCAUCAGCAUCCUUAUGCAAGACCUUCCUUUCCUCGUUCUGCGCAUGCUCCUGAUAUUCAGGUACAGCGUACUGAGCUACACAAACAUGUUCUUCACUUCCAAGAACACCAUCGUGAUUAUCCUGCUAAUAUACAGACUCAUUGUGGUUCAGAUCGAGAAACGGAACGCAAAAAUGAAAGACAAGUACGGAUCCGCUUUCGAUGACUACAAAAACCGCGGGAAGAGGAUAAUGGAUUCCUUGUCAUUAGCCGAGAGCGCAUCUUCCGGAACCGGAAGUUCCCAUUACGGAAGCAGAGCAAAACUAAUACACAGUGUAAGUUGUCACAGCAACGGAUUCUUGGAAAGCCAGAACGUGAGAAGGACAAUUACUGAUUCUGAUAAGCAGAGACUUGCACGGACACUAACGAUGGAGAAUAUUGACACGACAAUAUGUUAGCGUGUUUUUACCGUGUUCUAGUGGACAUUUGAUCACUGGAGUGCAUGGACAAUAACGUUGGAGAAUACUGACACGACAAUAUGUUAAUGUGUUGUUACCGUGUUCCAGUGAACAUUUGAUCACUGGAGUGUCUAGUAUCAUAUUACUGGGGUGGAGUAUUACAACCAGGACAUGGUCAUUUUGGUGAACCGGAGCUCGUGGAGUGAAAUUGUAAAGGGAUGAGGAGGGGGCACUGUUAGUGUGACGACCCUGGAUAUGUAAAUUUGAUUGCCAUGGGGGUCCCGGGACAUGCAACCCCGAGAAAAUUUGGUAUUUUGGAUGUUCAAAUAUGGUAUUUCCAGCUUUCUGAACACAAUACCAUGGUAAACCCGCGGCCGUUGUGUACUAAAGCUUGAAAACAGCCAAAUCUUAACUAAAAAUGACACUUUUUAUAAUGUUCUUCGAUGCCACCCUCCCCUAGAAAUCCAUCUAGUUCCGACCUUCUUGCUUUGUUUUUUUACUGUCUUGGAAAAAGAUUCUUGAUUGGUUGGUAGCAACAGCAAUAAGGACACUCGUGUAAGUUGAGACAAACUUCAAAACACUUAUAUCAAAGUUUGGUUUUAACUGUAUUUAUGAUGUUGGUAUCUACCAUUGGUUUCAGUCGGAAAUCUUCGCUUCCUUUCGGACAAAACAAAAUAUGGACGAGUGUGCUGGACAUGAUAGAAACACGUCGAAUUGUUCUGGACUUCCAGACAAUGUGUAAAUGUUAAUCAAAUUGUACAAGUAUAUAUUUAUUUUGUUGGUGUGGAUUAUGGUAUUUUAUGAAUGAAAAUCUUCAUUUAUCUAAUUAUUUCGUGAGCCAUUAUGUAUUUAAAUAUGCAUACAAGCUUAAAUGCUGAAUUUACAAAGCCCGUUUUAGUCUUACACAUAUGCAACUACAUACAUUAACAAGGCUUAAACUCCUGUGUUUUAGAAGAGGAAAAAAAAAACAGGCUUGGUAAAAUCGGCCUGUCGUUGUAAGUAUUAUGUUUGUGUACUAGAUAGUGGAGCAGGCCUCCCUAUCAUGUAAAUUAUUAAAGUAUAACUCACUCUUA
This is a messenger RNA of Gigantopelta aegis, 2753 nucleotides long. RefSeq names its product transmembrane protein 26-like. The transcript has 5 exons. The record is from RefSeq and is a predicted model, not a curated record. NCBI's taxonomy places the organism in Eukaryota, Metazoa, Mollusca, Gastropoda, Neomphalida, Peltospiridae. Bases 484 to 1680 code for a protein of 398 amino acids.